Molecule: messenger RNA, 1362 nt
Organism: Pyricularia grisea
Lineage: Eukaryota; Fungi; Ascomycota; Sordariomycetes; Magnaporthales; Pyriculariaceae
Exons: 5
Coding region: 1-1362 (453 amino acids)
Source: RefSeq, a predicted model, not a curated record
AUGUCUUCAACCGCAAACGCGACAGAUCCUGCUGCCGCCGCCGCCCAGGCAGCAGCUGCGGCGGCGUCGGCGGAAAAUUUCCACAAGUUCACCAUUGAACUGUGGACGCUCUUCACCAUCGGUGCCUUGACGACCAUCCUGCGCACAUAUGCGCGCGUCAAGGCCAUUGGUUUUGCAAAUCUACGAGCGGAUGAUUACUUGGUCUGGGUUGGACUGAUCGGAUAUGCCAGUCAAUGCUCGCUGGGUUACAGCAUAGGUAACGUUGCCAAGGGUUUCGCCAACAAUGGAAUGACUCCGGAGGAGCGCGCCAAUUUGGACCCAAACAGUCCCGAGUAUGAAUUCAGAGUCAUCGGGUCUCAGAUCCAGAUCGCCGGCUGGACCAUGUACUCAACAUUGAUCUGGAGUCUCAAGCUCUCGAUGUUGUUCUUCUACAUGCGCCUGGUGGAGGGUCUCGGUCGUCGCUACAGACUGCGCAUCUAUGUCGGCUUUUUUCUCGUCAUCGCCACGUUCCUGAGCACCAUCCUCACCAUCUUUCUUGGAUGUCGGCCAUUCCACAAGUAUUGGCAGAUUUCACCCGAUCCAGGCAACCAGUGUCAGCCAGCCGUCUCUGACCCCAUAAUAUGGUCAUCAUUCACAGCCAACGUCACGACGGAUCUGUAUCUCAUCGCAAUCCCGCUGCCUCUCCUCUGGGGCUCGACUCUCAGGCUUGGCAAGAAGAUCGCAUCGACCAUCGUCCUCGGCGCAGGCAUCUUUGUGCUCGUCUGCGCCAUACUGAAAACCGUCUACGUCCUUGUUGACCCCCUCGACGGCGCCCAGCUCGCAGGCCAAUGGGGAACGCGCGAGGCCUUCACCGCCGUGAUGACGACCAACCUCCCCAUGAUCUUCCCGCUCAUCCGGCAGCUCCUGCGGCCAUACCUCCCGACGGCCCUGCGGUCGACCAAGAAGGAGUACAAAACACCAGAGGGCAGGGCCGGCGGGAACAACAACAACGUGCGCACCAUCGGAGGAGGAGCCCGCACCGGCGAUCUGGAGACGGGCGCGAGCAGCACCGUCGGCGGCAGCGGCGGCAGCCGGACCAACGCCUACGGCAAGAGCCGGUCCGGGGCCAGGGACAGCGGCGCAAACUUUCACCACAUGGGCACCAGCACCCUGACGUUCACGGAGAGCGAGGAGAGGAUCUGCGACGACCACGACAUCAAGCUGAGGGGCAUCAAGAGGAGCGCCGAGCGCGGCGGCGCUGAUCUGGUCCUCCCUCCCGAGAGGGGCAUCGUCGUCUCCAACGAGGUAGAGGUCAGGUCGGAGCACCGGACCAGUCACGACAAGGACAUCCCCGGGGGUCAGAGGGUGCAUGAACAUUGGUAA